AUGAGUUCAUCAUUUUCAGAAUUAAUUAAGAGCUCUGGUAAUCGUGCUCUAAGAUCAAAUCCACCACAUGAUUUGGAUUUCCAUAUUACUAAACAAGGUUCAGACUGGUUAUGGGCAGCUUUCUCAAUAUUCGCUCUAUUCGCAGUCUUCUACAUUUGUUUAUUCUUCGUUGCUGAAGUCAAGGGUACUUCACUAACUAAAUAUACAUUGGCUUCCACUUUAUUAAUUGCCAUGUUUAACUCUUUCGGUUAUUUCACUUAUGCUUCUAACUUAGGUUGGGCAGGUAUUCAAGCUGAAUUUAACCAUUUACACGUUGACCCAUCUAUUACUGGGUUAUCUCCAGGUGUAAGACAAAUCUUCUAUGCUAAAUAUUGUGCUUGGUUCUUAUCCUGGCCUUUAUUAAUCUUCAUGUUGGAAUUGACUGGUCUUUCCAUUAGUGAAGAGGGUAAAUUAGAAGAAUUUAAUGUAUUUGAUACCAUUCGUUCCGUAUUGGUUCAAAUUGUUGGUACUGAAUUUUGGGUCGUCGCAUUAUUAGUCGGUUCAUUAAUUAAGUCUACUUAUAAAUGGGGUUACUGGGUCUUCGGUUGUGUCGCAAUGUUAGCCGUGCAAGCUGUUUUCAUUAAGAGACAAUUCGUUGAUUUAAGAAUUAGAGGUUUCACCAUGUGUAUGGAAUUGACCUACUUAAUCAUUGUAUGGUUGUACUUCAUCGCUUGGGGUUUAUCUGAGGGUGGUAAUAAGAUUCAACCAGAUGGUGAAUCUGUCUUUUAUGGUAUCUUAGAUCUUUGUAUCUUUGCCGUCUUACCAUCAUACUUAUGUUUUGUGACUCAACAUUAUGGUAAGGUUCCAAAUAUGUCCAUGAAGAUGAACAUGAAGAACCCAUUGCAUAUUCAUCAUAACCCUUCCGAUGAGGAAGAACAUUAUGAAAAAGAAGCUCAACCAGAUUCAGUAAGAAACUCUGGUGAAACUCAAGUUCCUGCAACUGAGGAAGCUAAUGAAGAGGUUCAAGCUUAG
Messenger RNA from Naumovozyma castellii, 1011 nucleotides. RefSeq names its product opsin family protein. The transcript has a single exon. The record is from RefSeq and is a predicted model, not a curated record. The coding region runs from base 1 to 1011 and encodes 336 amino acids. Lineage: Eukaryota; Fungi; Ascomycota; Saccharomycetes; Saccharomycetales; Saccharomycetaceae.